Acytostelium subglobosum LB1 is the source of this 618-nucleotide messenger RNA. RefSeq lists its product as hypothetical. Bases 1 to 618 code for a protein of 205 amino acids. The record is from RefSeq and is a predicted model, not a curated record. Lineage: Eukaryota; Evosea; Eumycetozoa; Acytosteliales; Acytosteliaceae. The transcript has 2 exons.
AUGGGCAUUGGCGGCCACGAUUCUACUUUGCAAAAAUCAAUAUCCGAUCUGAUCCAAACGCUUGUAACUCUUAAUCAAGGUGUACAUCAAGUGUUCUUUGUUAUAAAGGAUCGAUUCUCUGAUGUGGAGCAAAUAGCCUUCCGCCUCCUAACCUCUGUAAUCUUCAAAGAGGAGGUGUUGCAGUACGUGACCAUCGUUUGUACAAACAGUAAAAUCUUCAACAAUCCCGCCAAGGUCGAACAAGAGUUGUCCGCCCUCAACAAAGAUAAUAAGAUCGGACCAAUCAUCAAAAGUUGCAACAAGAUAUUGUUUGUUGACAAUCCUCCCAUUAAUGAUGAUGAUGACGAGCACUCACAGGCCAAUGCACAAAAGAAGAGAUUGCGAUCCAGAGAGAUAAUGCUUGACCAUCUCAACAAGUGUGAUACGCUAUACGUACCAACGCUCAACACCUGGGAGACGAUCAAACGGAGGAUAGAAUGUCUCAAGGGAGAUUACCCGAUGCUAUCAUACCUAAUCGACGCUGUAUUCCAUCUUCUAUUGGCACUGCUCUUCUCAAAGCUUGGAGCUGGUUUGGGAAUUCUCGGUGUAAUGCUCAACAGGGCAUUUAGUCGACGAUAA